Messenger RNA from Haemonchus placei, 873 nucleotides. The record is from the annotation of a GenBank genome assembly. Lineage: Eukaryota; Metazoa; Nematoda; Chromadorea; Rhabditida; Trichostrongylidae.
AUGAAGUCGUAUUGCGAGCCAUCAUCAGGGAACUGCUUACUUGUUGAAGACCGUCCUACUCUAUCGAAUGACAGGUUGUCAGUGCGCCGUGUCCUUUUAUACAAAGAUUAUGACCAAAUGAGUAUUAGCUCAGUUGACUUGGAAACACCUGAAGUGCUCACAUGGAAAAAUUUCAAUAGCCGAAAUUGGCCCGUCGACAAGAAGAGGCUUAACUCCCCAGCUUUCGAGCUAAUCGCCGAGUUGGGUUUCAUGAUGGAAGCGCUGGAGGUUGAGCCUCAAGAGUGGCAAAAUGUGCUAAUGAUUGGCUUAGGAGGUGGAGCACUGAGCAACUAUUUUAGUUCAGUGGAUUCUAUAAAAGUGAACCUUACAGCUGUGGAAUUGAAUCCGCUCAUGAAGACUAUAGCAAAGGAGUGGUUUGGGCUACAAGAAACUCCAAACUACAAAGUUCUCAUUGAAGAUGGAGUAAAGUUUCUCGAAGGAGCUGUUCAACGAGGGGAAAAGUACAAAACAAUCAUUCUUGACGCUUGUGGUGAUGUCAAGGAAUCUUUGAUAUGUCCGGGCAAGGAGUUCAUGAACCCAAGCGUAAUUCAGGACAUUAUUAAGGUACUCGACAGUGAUGGUGCGCUUAUAGUGAAUAUUCUUUGCUCAAGAGAUAACAUAGCAAAUGAGAAUAAGGUACUUCUCAUGUACAAGGACCAAUUUACAACAUGCUUUCAUGUUCGUUAUAGUGAAGCUCAACGAUUAGUCGCUUGUAGUCACAGAAAAAAUUGGAGUUUUCUUGAUCAGAUGAAGCGCUUCGAAGAGAACAUCAAAGCUGUCGAAAGUCGCUUGAACUUUGAUAUGGGCAGAAUUAUUCUUAAAUUUAAUCCUUGA